Molecule: messenger RNA, 924 nt
Organism: Psammomys obesus (fat sand rat)
Lineage: Eukaryota; Metazoa; Chordata; Mammalia; Rodentia; Muridae
Product: ubiquitin carboxyl-terminal hydrolase 27-like
Exons: 2
Biological process (GO): protein deubiquitination
Molecular function (GO): cysteine-type deubiquitinase activity
Source: RefSeq, a predicted model, not a curated record
AUGCACAGAUUCACCGUGGGAGGAAGGAUUCUUUUUGAAUUAUACUCUACAAACCCAUCUCCUCAUGUUCCCUAUAAGUUACUGCACCUGGUGUGGAUACACGCACGCCAUUUAGCAGGGUACAGGCAACAGGAUGCCCAUGAGUUCCUCAUCGCUGCACUAGAUGUCCUGCACAGGCACUGCAAAGGCGAUGAUGUUGGCAAGGUGGCCAGCAAUCCCAACCACUGUAACUGCAUCAUAGACCAAAUCUUCACAGGUGGCCUGCAGUCCGAUGUCACCUGUCAAACUUGCCAUGGUGUCUCUACCACUAUAAACCCAUGCUGGGACAUUAGUCUGGACUUGCCUGGAUCUUGCACAUCCUUCUGGCCCAUGAGUCCAGGGAGAGAGAGCAGUGUGAAUGGGGAAAGCCACAUACCAGGCAUUACUACCCUCACGGACUGCUUGUGAAGGUUUACAAGGCCAGAGCACUUAGGAAGUACUGCCAAAAUCAAAGGUGGUGGUUGUCAAUGCUACCAAGAACCUACCAAACAGCUCACCAUGAAGAAGUUGCCAGUUGUUGCCUGCUUUCAUUUCAAACGGUUUGAACACUCAGCCAAACAGAGGCGAAAGAUCACUACAUAUAUUUCCUUUCCCCUGGAGCUGGAUAUGACACCAUUUAUGGCGUCAAGUAAGGAGACCCGAAUGAAUGGACAGUUGCAGCUGCCAACCAAUAGUAGGAAUAACGAGAAUAAGUAUUCUUUGUUUGCUGUGAUUAAUCACCAAGGAACUUUGGAGAGUGGCCUCUACACCAGCGUCAUUCAGCACCACAGGGAUCAGUGUUUCAAGUGUGAUGAUGUCAUCAUCACCAAGGCCAGUAUUAAGGAUAUGCUGGACAGGGAAGGAUAUUUACUGUUCUAUCAUAAACAGGUCCUGGAACAUUAUUAA